This is a messenger RNA of Symphalangus syndactylus (siamang), 3569 nucleotides long. It is a transcript of the gene YIPF5, whose product is annotated as Yip1 domain family member 5. The record is from RefSeq and is a predicted model, not a curated record. Gene Ontology annotation, biological process: vesicle fusion with Golgi apparatus; endoplasmic reticulum to Golgi vesicle-mediated transport; regulation of ER to Golgi vesicle-mediated transport. Lineage: Eukaryota; Metazoa; Chordata; Mammalia; Primates; Hylobatidae. Gene Ontology annotation, cellular component: membrane; trans-Golgi network.
GUCUCCGCCUCCCGCCCACCGGUGCCCAACCGAAGAGGAGAGCGCAAAAUCUGCUAAGACGCCUGCGCGAGCGGGCAUGCCCCGGAAGCAGUUGUUUGGCCCUGUGACACGUAGCAACGGGGCUGGUUCAGGGUCUGAAACACAGUUUGGGGGUUGUUUGGGACUACUGAAGCUACUGCCUUUGCCGCCAGCGCAGCCUCAGAGUUUGAUUAUUUGCAAUGUCAGGCUUUGAAAACUUAAACACGGAUUUCUACCAGACAAGUUACAGCAUCGAUGAUCAGUCACAGCAGUCCUAUGAUUAUGGAGGAAGUGGAGGACCCUAUAGCAAACAGUAUGCUGGCUAUGACUAUUCGCAGCAAGGCCGAUUUGUCCCUCCAGACAUGAUGCAGCCACAACAGCCAUACACCGGGCAGAUUUACCAGCCAACUCAGACAUAUACUCCAGCUUCACCUCAGCCUUUCUAUGGAAACAACUUUGAGGAUGAGCCACCUUUAUUAGAAGAGUUAGGUAUCAAUUUUGACCACAUCUGGCAAAAAACACUAACAGUAUUACAUCCGUUAAAAGUAGCAGAUGGCAGCAUCAUGAAUGAAACUGAUUUGGCAGGUCCAAUGGUUUUUUGCCUUGCUUUUGGAGCCACAUUGCUACUGGCUGGCAAAAUCCAGUUUGGCUAUGUAUACGGGAUCAGUGCAAUUGGAUGUCUAGGAAUGUUUUGUUUAUUAAACUUAAUGAGUAUGACAGGUGUUUCAUUUGGUUGUGUGGCAAGUGUCCUUGGAUAUUGUCUUCUGCCCAUGAUCCUACUUUCCAGCUUUGCAGUGAUAUUUUCUUUGCAAGGAAUGGUAGGAAUCAUUCUUACUGCUGGGAUUAUUGGAUGGUGUAGUUUUUCUGCUUCCAAAAUAUUUAUUUCUGCGUUAGCCAUGGAAGGACAGCAACUUUUAGUAGCAUAUCCUUGCGCUUUGUUAUAUGGAGUCUUUGCCCUGAUUUCUGUCUUUUGAAAAUUUAUCUGGGAUGUGGACAUCAGUGGGCCAGAGGUACAAAAAGGACCUUGAACUCUUAAAUUGGACCAGCGAACUGCUGCAGCGCAACUCUCAUGCAGAUUUACAUUUGACUGUUGGAGCAAUGAAAGUAAACGUGUAUCUCUUGUUCAUUUUUAUAGAACUUUUGAAUACUAUAUUGGAUUUACCUGCAGUGUGACUAGCUUUAAAUGUUUGUGUUUAUACAAAUAAGAAAUGCUAUUUCUUUCCGGUUCCUGCAGCCAUUGAAAAACGUUUUUCCUGCAAAUUAUAAUGUUUUUGAUAGAUUUUUAUCAACUGUGGGAAGCCAAACACAAAGCUGAUAACCUUUCUUAAAAACAACCCAGUCACAGUAAAGAAGAGACAAGACGGCCGGGCGCGGUGGCUCACGCCUGUAAUCCCAGCACUUUGGGAGGCCGAGGUGGGUGGAUCAUGAGGUCAGGAGAUCGAGACCAUCCUGGUUAACACAGUGAAACCCCGUCUCUACUAAAAGUACAAAAAAUUGGCUGGGCGUGGUGGUGGGCACCUGUAGUCCCAGCUACUCAGGAGGCUGAGGCAGGAGAAUGGUGUGAACCCGGGAGGCGGAGCUUGCAGUGAGCCGAGAUCACGCCAUUCCACUCCAUCCAGCCUGGGUGACAGAGCGAGACUCCAUCUCAAAAAAAAAAAAAAAAAAAAAAAAAAAAAAAAAAAAAAAAAAAAAGGAGACACAAGACUUACUGCAAAAAUAUUUUUCCAAGGAUUUAGGAAAGAAAAAUUGCCUUAUAUUCUCAAGUCAGGUACACUCAAAGCAAAAAAGUGAUCCAAAUGUAGAGUAUGAGUUUGCACUCCAAAAAUUUGACAUCACUGUAAAUUAUCUCAUGGAAUUUUUGCUAAAAUUCAGAGAUACAGGAAGUUCACAAUCUACCUUACUGUAGACAUGAAAUGCGAACACUUAACUUAGAUAUUAAUGUAAACUCAACCUUAGGGACCUGGAAUGGUCGCAUUAAUGCUAUAAUUGUUGGAUCUCCACAUUUCCCAAAAAUAAAAAAAAAAAAUCACUAACCUUUUUUAAGGAAAAUAUUUAAAGUUUUACAAAAUUCAGUAUUGCAGGCCGGGCGCGGUGGCUCACGCUUGUAAUCCCAGCACUUUGGGAGGCCGAGGCGGGCGGAUCACAAGGUCAGGAGAUCGAGACCACGGUGAAACCCCGUCUCUACUAAAAAUACAAAAAAAUUAGCCGGGCGUGGUGGCGGGCGCCUGUAGUCCCAGCUACUCGGAGAGGCUGAGACAGGAGAAUGGCGUGAACCCGGGAGGCGGAGCUUGCAGUGAGCCGAGACUGCGCCACUGCACUCCAGCCUGGGUGACAGAGCGAGAUUCCGUCUCCAAAAAAAAAAAAAAAAAAAAUUCAGUAUUGCAGUUAUCAACGUAAAGUACAUUUGAAUGCUUGUUAAUUAAAACCUUCCCAAUUAAUUUUAACUGUGUUAUUGAGUUUACUUUUACUAAACUACUAUUCCCUUUCUCUCUUUUUUAACUAGGCUCUGAUUUUGACCCCUAAUUUAAGCUUUAAGAAUAGAAAUCAGCUAAUACAGAAUCAGACAAAAAGGAGAUUAAAUGAGAAGCAGUUUGAGUUACAUUAUUUUAUUGUAUUAAAUGUAUUUGAUUUAUAUUGUCAUGUUCUCUUGCCAGAGAGAAUCUGUAGGAAAAUACUGUAUCUUUUAUACUGAUCAUUGGCUUUUUCUAGAAGAACUGCCUCUGAUUCUGGACAAAGCUCAGUUAUAGUUAUGAGAAAGAUAUGGUACAGGGAGGAAAAUACUGCUUUUUUUUUUUUUUUUAAAGAAAUUUUCAGACUAAAUAAAAAGAAAUGCCAAACUGAUGUAUCAAUGGUUCUUUUUUGGAAAAAGUUUUAAGCAUAAAAAGAGGUUGAGAGAAAUAACAUAUUUAUUGAUUCACAUAAAUAUGUUUUUCUUCAUUAAUCAUCUGGAGAAACCAACUUGUCAUUAAUUUGUUUUGGGCUAGGUUUUCAAACUUACCAAAUUGCUUUAGAAAAGCAAUUUGGAAAGCAAUUUGAUAGGCUUUCCAACUUAACCAAAUUUUUUAUUGUAAUUCUUGGAUAGUAUUUUUGUCUUUUUCAAUUCAUUUGUCUUUUUCAAUAUAGUUUUUGUUAAGGCAAAUGUCUUCCCUUAAUAUCCAAAUAUUGCUAAUAAACGGUAGAAGAUGCUUUGGAAAUUAAAAUUAUCUCGCUGUUGGUUAGACUUAACACUGUUAAUCUUCAGCCAAAUACUACAUAUGGAUGAAAUUAUUUUCUUUUUUGUUGUUUACCCUAUCCCCAACAUUUUUAGUUUAAAUUAUUGUAGAGAUUUUUUUUUUGUGGUGGUUUUUUAUUUUGCUCCAAAAUAAUAAGAUGCAAAACUGUUUUAUGCUUAACUGUUGCUCUGUCAAAACAGCUAUGCAGUAGAGUUGCAUUUGGUGUUCUAGAGUUUGAUUACAUGCAGAGUCGUAUAUAGCCAAAACUUCUCUUAUCAAACUCUGUUAUGUUGGCGUAUUUAUAUAUACAUUAAAGACUGUUGUACUGUGUCUCAAAAA